AACACAUCAACUGUCAGUGUCAAAAAACGUAAAUAAUUUAGAAAUUGUGUUUUCUAGCGUAAAUAACAAUAUUAUGCAAUAAACAUGGCUAAAUUCAGCCUUAAAGAUAGCGACGAAUACUAUUUAGCGCUUUCAGAACAACCGAAGAGAUUUGACGCUGAUAGCCCGGUAACAAAUGUGUUUUUCGAUGAUACCAAUGGACAGGUUUUUACAGUCCGAUCCGGGGGCGUUACAGGCGUCACGGUCAGCGGAAUGGACGAAUCCAAAUCAACAUCCUUCAGAAUGGAAGACAGAGGUCCCAUAAUCUCAAUAAAAUUUUCGCCAGAUCAUAAUAUUCUGGCUAUUCAAAGAAAUCUAGAUAAUCAGAAUGCGAAUGUUGAAUUCGUGAAUUUCAAAGACUUGGUUCCUACGAAUGUUGAAUAUUCGCAUACUUGCAAGUGGAAGAAUGCUAAAAUACUGGGGUUUGUGUGGCCGAGGGUCAAUGAGAUAGCCUUCAUUACAGACCAUGGAAUUGAGCUGUUGCAAGUUUUUCCAGAGAAGAAACAGUUGAAGAGCCUGAAAAGUACUUCAUUUAGUGGGGCCUGGUUCUCAUGGUGCGCCCAGAGCAACAUAGUUCUCUUGGCAGGAAACAAUGGAGCCCUGCUGCAGCCUUUUGCAUUGAACAACUCCACCAUCAGCAAGCUGCAGAAAUUGGAAUUGGACAAGCCUGUAGUGGAACGUGACGUGAUGUUACUACGGCUGUGUGGCGCCACCUGGUGUGCAGUGUUCAGGCAUGCAAGCAGCGCCUCUGUUGUCGCGCCAGGACCCACUGAGUUGUGGCUGCUACCCGUAACUGGUGGGGGACAGACGAGGAUUCUACGAACAGGACUCGCGGGGCGCUUCGCCGUCAGUGUGCUGGACAACCUCGUUGCGGUACACCAUCAGUCAAGCCAAACCUCUCAAAUAUUCGACAUCAUGGAGGAAGCCAAAUCAGAGCCCCAAGCAACUGUUCACAUCCCUGUGGUACCGGCGCACACUAUGCGGCCCGCUUACGUCGACGGACAACUAUGUCCGAUGUAUUCAGGCAACUGGGUGGUGUUCCAACCGGACUACAUCAUCGAUGCGCGUCUAGGGUGUCUAUGGCGCGUCAAACUAAUCCCCUCUGGGCUGGCUCAUGCUGUGCCAAAAGAUGAGAUAUCGAAGAUAGUAGCAGUGCUGCUCCGACGGACGGACGGGAAAGAAACUAUCUACAGCAUAUUAGAUCAGUUGGUGUCCAGCCCAGCCGCUUAUUUAGUUCAACUGUCCAAAGUGUUUGACGAAAUUAAUGCGGUGUACAGAAAAUGGGCCGACCAAGAAGUAGCUCGAAACACCGCAGGGGAGGCCGGAGCCCCCACUGCACAUAUACCCGUGCUCAUUACACAAGAACACAUGUGCACGCUGCUGCAGCCACACAACAACUUGGUGCAGGUGGUGACAGCAUACUUAGCUUCCCUAGCCCGCCACAACAUAACGGUCCAGCAUACAUGCGCGGCGCUCUGCGUACGCGCACUGGUAACAGGCGGUGCGGCAUCUCGUCUACGAGCGUUGGCUCGACGCGGCGCGCUCGCCGACGCCAGGCCGCUGGCGUGCCAGUUGCUGGCGUUGGGCGGGAAGCAUAGCCACCACGCGCAGCUGGCGCUGGAUAUGAUGUGGAGACUGGAUGCCGUUCAGGAAAUAGAAGAGGUCUUGCUAAGCUGGAACGAGCCCGUGUCCGCCAUCGGCGCGGCGAAGCAAGCUGGGGCCCACGUGUGGCACGCCAUACCCGCUCGGAAACUGCUGCAGGCCGCCAAACAGUGCGCGGAGCAGAACGGCGACCCGGGCGCUUUCGCAGCUGUGUAUAGGGCGCUACAGGCGAGAAACGACAGGAUAAGAGGGGCGCCGCAUUUUCUGAAAGGCGAACAAUGCGACGCGUACGUGGAAUACUACAAGCAGAUAAUGUCGGAAUGAAAAAAAUACCUGUUUCACUUAAACAUCGAAAUGCCUAACAGGUUUUCAAAAAGCGUCCAAGACCAGACUUUAAGCUAAACAUUGAUAGAUUUUAGAAGAGGCGUGGUGAAUGAAUCGUGUCUUCAAAUUUGAUUGCUGAACUAUGUGGCGCUGUUUUGUGGUAACUGAACUGUUAAAAGUCAACCUUUGACAAUCGAAGUUUGCACAUAACGCACGUGGCCGUACAGCGACAUCUACUUCAGCUGUCAAACGCGAAGCGUUAAUUUUUCUUAAUUUUUAGAUUUCUACUUCCUAUAGUACCUACCUACCUAUUAGAGCCACUUGCGCUAUCCCGGGUUAGCCACUAAGUCAGGGUUAACCGGUUAAACCCGGAGUUGCCAGUACAAUUAAACCCUGUGUUAACGGUUAACUACGAGUUAGGCCUCAUCGCACGAGCACUUGUACAACGCGCGGUAAAAAAGCGUUUGAAUGAUACAAAUGGAUACAUGUGUAUUUAUUCACACGAUGGCGGUGGCGCUUUUUAUCAAGCGUUGUUGGAUUUUCAACUUUAAGCGUUGGUCGUUAAAUAGAAUUUAGCGUGCGGACGAAUUCAAGCGCUUUUUUAACGCGCGUUGACGGAGCGCUCGUUAGUAUGAGGCCUUAGUGGCUAACCUUGGAUGGUGUAAGUGGCCCUUUAUAACUCUUCUAUAAACCUAUUGGGUUAGCUAAUCUUGUCUAGGAGAAAAACACCCAUUGAUGACACAAAAAAAAUACCAAUGCACCCAGUUGGCGCACGAUUUUCAGCACUAUUGCUUUCAGAUAAAGUUGAACGUGCCAAUCUGCCAACAAUUGGGGGGGUGAUGACUGAUGAUAAUAGGUAAAGUUGGAUGUUGGGGCUCCAACUGGUUGGCCAAGAUGUUUUUAUGGUUUGUAUGGACUUAUUCCUUCCUAAUAUUAUGCAAAUAAAAUAAAUAGAUCUGUGAUCAUUCGAGUGAGUUCACGCACAAUAAAUUUGAAUUGAGCAACUUGAGACCUUAAAAUUUAAAUCUACCAAAUGUUAGUGGCCUCGACUAUUCUGUCCUGUUUAUAAAGGUAGUGUGAACUCAACAUUUCUGUAUUUUGGUAGUAAGUAGAUAUUUUAUUAAAUUUUUUAUUAUUGUAGUCAAGGAAUUUAAUGGUUUUAUUUAAUGUUAACAAACAUCAUAU
Molecule: messenger RNA, 3150 nt
Organism: Cydia splendana
Lineage: Eukaryota; Metazoa; Arthropoda; Insecta; Lepidoptera; Tortricidae
Gene: Bulli
Product: regulator of MON1-CCZ1 complex
Exons: 14
Coding region: 85-1965 (626 amino acids)
Biological process (GO): regulation of autophagy
Cellular component (GO): lysosomal membrane; Mon1-Ccz1 complex; late endosome membrane
Source: RefSeq, a predicted model, not a curated record